Messenger RNA from Aspergillus clavatus NRRL 1, 1980 nucleotides. Its product is annotated as Sec1 family protein. The record is from RefSeq and is a predicted model, not a curated record. The transcript has 4 exons. Gene Ontology annotation, biological process: vesicle-mediated transport; intracellular protein transport. NCBI's taxonomy places the organism in Eukaryota, Fungi, Ascomycota, Eurotiomycetes, Eurotiales, Aspergillaceae. The coding region runs from base 1 to 1980 and encodes 659 amino acids. Gene Ontology annotation, cellular component: fungal-type vacuole; CORVET complex.
AUGGCGCCGUAUCCAGGGUCUGAUGCUGACUAUCUUAAGGAUAAGGCGCGCAGGGAGUUGUUGACCCUUCUCGAAGGCGUGCGUGGUAAGAAAAACCUUGUCAUCGGCCAGGACCUGGCAGGUCCAGUUGGAUUGUUCGUCAAAUUCUCUCAACUUCAAGAGUACGGCGUAGAUCGAGUCUUCCUGCUCGAAAAUGCCAAUGUCGAUUCGUCCCAGCGCAAUAUUGUAUUCCUAGUUCAUGCCGAGAAGAUACGCCAGGUGCGUACAGCAGCAGAACAAAUCAAGCGUUUACAACAGAACGGCAAUGUUGAGCAUGAAUUCUCCAUAUUCUGGGUGCCCAGGCGGACCUUCGUAAGCAAUAAGAUUCUGGAAGAAGCGGGAAUCAUUGGCGAUGUCAAUAUCGCUGAGCUUCCCUUAUACUUCAUCCCCUUGGAGCAAGACAUCCUGUCUCUCGAGCUGGAAGAUUCCUUCAGCGACCUUUACUUGCAUAAAGAUCCAGGCUGCAUAUUCCUCGCCGCCAAGGCUCUGAUGGAUAUCCAACAGAGACAGGGUUAUUUCCCACGGAUCAUCGGCAAGGGUGAUCAUGCACGUCGACUUGCAGAUCUUAUAUUACGGAUGAGAAAGGAGCUUGAUGCCGAAGAAAGCUCCGGCUUGGCUGAUCACUCGUCCAGAGGACUCCUCCCCAGCGCAAGCACUGAGAGUCUGAUCAUUAUCGAUCGAGAGGUGGACUUCGGCACCCCUCUUCUCACACAACUUACCUAUGAGGGAUUAAUAGAUGAGUUUGUUGGCAUCAAAAAUAAUCAAGCAGACGUGGACACGGCCAUCGUCGGAGCCAACCCUGCCCCACAAGCCCAGGAAUCUUCCAAGGCACCUCAGCAGACUUUGAAACAUGGUCAGAAGCGCAAGAUCCAGUUAGACUCCUCUGAUCAGUUAUUCAGUCAACUGCGUGAUGUCAACUUCGCCAUAGUCGGCGAUCUUCUGAACAAGGUGGCACGGCGCCUUGAAAACGACUAUGAGAGCCGCCACACAGCAAAGACAACUUCAGAGCUUCGUGAGUUUGUGAGUAAACUACCAACUUAUCAAUUAGAACAUCAAAGUCUUCGGGUCCACACCAAUCUCGCUGAAGAAAUUAUGAGAAAUACGCGCUCUGAUAUCUUCCGCAAAAUUCUCGAAGUACAACAGAACAAUGCUGCGGGCACAGACCCAACGUACCAGCACGCAGCCAUAGAAGAGCUGAUUGCUCGGGAUGUGCCCCUGAAGACUGUCCUUCGCUUAUUGUGCCUGGAAUCAUGCAUGCUGGGUGGCCUCCGUCCCCGCGACUUGGAGAACUUCAAGAGGCAGAUUGUCCACGCAUAUGGACAUCAACAUCUGCUGACUUUCUGUGCAUUGGAGAAAAUGGAGCUUCUACAGCCACGGUCAUCGGCCACCACUAUGCUGAUUCCCACGAAUGGCGCACAGGCAGGUUCUAAAACAAACUACAACUACUUGCGAAAGAAUCUACGCCUUGUAGUGGAGGAGGUCAGCGAAAAGGAUCCCAACGACAUCGCUUAUGUGUACAGUGGCUUCGCACCUCUCAGCAUCCGCUUGGUCCAGUGCGUGUUACAGAAACCUUACGUCUUUUCCCUCAUCAAGGGUGGUUCUGCCCCUGCCACCGCCAGCCCCGCCAGUGCCGCCUCCCCCGGAUGGCUUGGUUUCGAGGAAGUAGUCAAGAGCGCCCGCGGCGCGACUUUCAGCAUCGUCCAGAAGGGCGACGAUAAAGCAGUUCGUGCACGGCAGACACUCAGCGGCAACAACACCACCAAGACCGUGUAUGUUUUCCUUCUGGGUGGAGCGACCUUUACGGAGAUUGCGGCGCUGCGAUUCAUUGCAGCGCAGGAAGCUCCACGGCGGAAGAUUGUCAUCUGCACGACGAGCAUAAUCAAUGGCGAUCGGAUGAUGGAGGCUGCAAUUGAGAAGGGGAGUUUUGCAAAGACGGAGUGA